Stylophora pistillata is the source of this 618-nucleotide messenger RNA. Its product is annotated as TNF receptor-associated factor 1-like. Gene Ontology annotation, biological process: lipopolysaccharide-mediated signaling pathway; innate immune response; regulation of canonical NF-kappaB signal transduction. The record is from RefSeq and is a predicted model, not a curated record. Gene Ontology annotation, cellular component: plasma membrane signaling receptor complex. Gene Ontology annotation, molecular function: protein binding; ubiquitin protein ligase activity. NCBI's taxonomy places the organism in Eukaryota, Metazoa, Cnidaria, Anthozoa, Scleractinia, Pocilloporidae.
AUGUCUCCAUAUGCCCAGCUGCUAUAUGAUGUCAGUGUUAAUGCAGUGAGCUCAGUGGGUCAGAGGGAUCAGCCAACUGAGGAUACCAUUGGAGAAUUGGAGUUCAAAAAUUGGAGACUGAGACUGCCAGCACAAGUAGCCACUCGAAGCAAAGGAAAUCCUAAAGAAACGUGUAUCAUCUUAGAAUUUACAGAGGUUCGUCAGCUAUGUCAAGUUGAUUGCAAUGGAGAGGCACCAUCCAUUGUCAGUCCUGCCUUUUACUCCGACAACUAUGAACACCUGCUUGGCAUACGAAUGUACCCCUGUGGACUGGGUGAGGGAAGAAAUCGAUUCGUCGCUGUUUUUGUUCAUAUGAUGAGCGGAAAAUAUGGUAAUAUUCACCCAAGAUGGCCUUUCACUCCACGAAUCACCAUUUUUAUCUUAGAUCAAGGUGGCAACGAACGCCACAUCAGCCAAAUCAUUCAAGCCAAGCCAAACAUGGUAGCGUUUCAAAAGCCAACAGAAGAGAUCAGUCGUACAGGAUGUGGUUUAGUAAAGUUUGCUCCAAUCGAGGAAGUAUUUGGUGCUCCUUACGUUAAGGAUGAUAAACUGUUUCUUAAAGUUGAGUUUUCAUUCUGA